Molecule: messenger RNA, 5719 nt
Organism: Cydia pomonella (codling moth)
Lineage: Eukaryota; Metazoa; Arthropoda; Insecta; Lepidoptera; Tortricidae
Gene: Ube4B
Product: ubiquitin conjugation factor E4 B
Exons: 19
Coding region: 176-4381 (1401 amino acids)
Biological process (GO): protein polyubiquitination
Cellular component (GO): nucleus; ubiquitin ligase complex; cytoplasm
Molecular function (GO): ubiquitin-ubiquitin ligase activity
Source: RefSeq, a predicted model, not a curated record
GUAGCAUAGGGUAAACUUUUGGUCAGUACCUGGCAGCACCGUCAGCUGAGAGGUGACUGACUGCUUGACGUUGUGUAGCUUGCUCGGUAUUCGUUCUUGUUUAACAUUUUAAGAAAUUCAGAGAAACAGUGCAUACAAUAAUUUUAGUUCACAGUCAAGAUAAACGUCCGCCACAAUGAGUGAACUAAGUCAGGAGGAGAUACGGAGACGGAGACUGGCGCGGCUGGCGGCGCUGAGCGGGCCAGGCAGUGCUGCGCCCGCGAGCCCGCCCGCCACUCCUGGCGCGUCCGCGCCCCUGCCCGAGCUGCGCGCCAGCCCGCCUGCGCCCUCCACGGAGCCCAGCACGCCGGAGGACAUCGCAAAUGCCAACAAACAGCCAUUCUAUUCAGAUGGAGUUAAGAAGAGUGAUGAUCAGACAGAGAUACCCGCUGAUGGUUUAAUUGUUACAGAAAAGACAGACAAUAAUUUACUAGAUGAGAUGCCAGACACAAAAAUGACAGAUUUGUCUCAGACGAGGCAGUAUAGUUUUGAUUCUAUGGGUGAAGAUACACUAGUUAGUUGUGGUUCAGUGCGGGUGGGAAGCUCUCCGCGACCUACUGCAGUAGAGCAAGGCACGCCACGGGAGGACAGCACCUCCCGGUCGAUAUCUCCAGCACAGUUUGUUGAGCCGUCACCAGUACGGCCACGGCCUAGCAAUGCCUCACCAAGCUGCUCUAGACGUUCCCUCUCAAUGGAAGUGGAUGAUGUAUCAGAAAGGAAUUCCCAGUCUGAGCAACAACAGGAGCCCAUGGAGGUGGAAGACAAUGACUCGACCGCGUCGCCGGCACGAAAGAUCUCCCGGUCCCGGACGGUCAGCUGUACAGAACUGACGGAGGAGCAGCUGCGGACCAUCGUCGGCAAGAUCCUCCAGGUGUCAUGGUCAGAAGACAGUGCUGGCGGUAUUUACGUACCUUCAGUCGCGGCGUCGCUGCUCGACAACCCUAAGCUAAGUUUAGAGGAAAUGGCGUCAGAGGCUCUCAUGGACGUCAUCCUCCAGAUAUCCAACGGCGCUGACCCCCUAAACCAAAAACUCAUCGCCGUUUCUGAAACAACCAAAAGACUGAAUGAAGAUUGUGGCGACGACACUUUAACUGGAGGUGGCCCGUUGUCUUCAGACAAUGAUCCGGACAAGUCGGGUUGCCCCGCGCCCUCUUUACCAAUCCCUAAAACGAUCCCCACACAGGGGUUAGCAGUUAGUUACAUAUUAAGAUUCUACAACAAUAUAAACAUAUAUGAAAGAGAGCAUCCAAAGAAGAGUUCGGAGCCGCCUUUGAGUGAUUUCUUACAGAACUUGAGAACUUUGCUUGUGAGUCAGUUAGUGUUAGUGCUGCGAGACAAGAUGGACCUGGAGAAGUGCCGGAAAUCACCGUUGUUGCCAUAUUUACUUAUCGGUAACGCGCCUACCGGGCUGGUGCCAGAAUUAUUGGUCGCCACGUACUUGGAUAAAGAAGUUUUUGAAGACGUGUUCGUGCCGCUGCUGAUGGGCAUCCGGUCCGAGAUGCGCGGCUGCGUGUCGGCGGCCCUGCGCGCGCUGCGCUCGCUGUGCGAGCUGCGCGCCGGGCCGCGGCACGCGCAGCGGCCCGUGUGCGAGCUGGUGGCGCGCCUGCCGGCGCUGUGCCCCGCCGCCGUCACCACCGCGCCCGGCCGCGAGAUCGCGCGCGUCAGCUUCCUCGGCCCCUUCUUCUCUAUAUCGUUAUUCGCGGAGGAAAACCCCCGUCUUGCCGAGCGUCUUUUCGCAACGGGCUCAGGCGACCGCAGCUUAGCCUUCGCGUUACAACUCGAAGUGGAAGCUAGCAGGAAUACGCUUCACAACAUCUGCCAUAACAUCCUGCUGUGCCCUGAUGCGAGGGAGCCUUUCCUAAACUACUUCGCCGCACUACUGCAGAGGAAUGAGCGCAGAGCGCAGUUGCAGACUGACGAGAGAUCGCUGGCCGGUGAUGGUUUCAUGCUGAACGUGUGCUCAGUACUACAGCUGCUCUCCGUCCGCAUUAAGCUGGAGCGAGUGUACCCCUUGUACGCCUUCCAGCCCGACUCAUGGGCUAACGUGCGAGACGAAACGCGACUGUACUUCACGGCGCAAGAGGCUCAGGAUUGGCUCGAUGAACUAAACAAAGACCCGGCGCACAAGUGGCCGGAAGCCAAGUUCCAGACGGUGUGCUGGUUCCUGACGCUGCACAUGCACCACGUGGCGCUCAUCCCCGCGCUGCACACGCACCAGCGCCGCAUCCGAGCAUUCCGUGAUCUUCAGAAGGUGAUCGAGGAGCUGAUGGCCGCCGAACCCCAGUGGCGGAACAGCUUCUCCGCGCUGCGCAACCGCGAGCUGCUGCGGCGGUGGAGGCGGCAGAUCAAGAGACUACACAGAUCCAAGCAAUGCGCGGAGACUGCGCUGCUGGACGGCGAGCUGAUGCGGCGCAGCGUGCAGUUCUACUCCAGCGUGUGCGCGCUGCUGGUGGCGCGCCUGGACGCGGCGCGCCUGCCCGCGGCCGGCGCCGGCGCCGCGCAGGCCUUCCGCGCGCUGCCCGAGUGGUACGUCGAGGACGUCGCCGAGUUCAUGCUGUUCGCCGUGCAAUAUGUACCCCAAGUAGUAGCAGACUACAUCGAGGACCCCAUCAUCACCUGGCUCCUGAGCGCCAUCUGCAACUCCCAUCUCAUCAAGAACCCAUAUUUAGUCGCCAAGAUCGUCGAAGUACUCUUCGUAAUCAACCUCUCCGUGCCAUUGAAGCUAAAGAACGUGUACGAAAAGUUCAUGGACCACCCGAUGUCGCAAACGGCCCUACCCAGCGCUCUGAUGAAGUUCUACACGGAUAUUGAAACGACAGGACAGAGCACGGAGUUUUAUGACAAAUUUACUAUCAGAUUCCAUAUUAGCAUUAUAUUGAAAGGAAUGUGGGAGCGGCCUAUUCACAAACAAGCCAUAGUGAAGGAGUCCCGGUCGGGCCGGCAGUUCGUCAAGUUCAUCAACAUGCUAAUGAAUGACACCACUUUCCUUCUCGAUGAGUGUCUCACGUACCUGAAACGCAUCCACGAGGCGCAGGAGAGCCCGGCGAGCGGCGCGGCGGGCGAGGCGCGCGCGCGUGCGCUGGCGCAGGACGAGCGCCAGUGCCGCUCCUACCUCACGCUCGCUAGAGAAACAGUGGACAUGCUGGAGUACCUGACGGUGGAGAUCAAAGAGCCGUUCCUGCGCGCCGAGCUGGCCGAGCGGCUUGCCUCCAUGCUCAACUUCAACCUGCAGCAGCUGUGCGGGCCAAAGUGCAAGAACCUCAAGGUCCGACGGCCAGAGAAAUACGGGUGGGAGCCACGGCGGCUGCUCUCGCAGCUCGUGGACAUCUACCUGCACCUCGACUCGCCGCCCUUCCUCGCCGCGCUGGCCGCUGACGAGGUAACCUCCUACAUACAAUACGGGUGGGAGCCACGGCGGCUGCUCUCGCAGCUCGUGGACAUCUACCUGCACCUCGACUCGCCGCCCUUCCUCGCCGCGCUGGCCGCUGACGAGGUAACCUCCUACAUACAAUACGGGUGGGAGCCACGGCGGCUGCUCUCGCAGCUCGUGGACAUCUACCUGCACCUCGACUCGCCGCCCUUCCUCGCCGCGCUGGCCGCUGACGAGGUAACCUCCUACAUACAAUACGGGUGGGAGCCACGGCGGCUGCUCUCGCAGCUCGUGGACAUCUACCUGCACCUCGACUCGCCGCCCUUCCUCGCCGCGCUGGCCGCUGACGAGGUAACCUCCUACAUACAAUACGGGUGGGAGCCACGGCGGCUGCUCUCGCAGCUCGUGGACAUCUACCUGCACCUCGACUCGCCGCCCUUCCUCGCCGCGCUGGCCGCUGACGAGGUAACCUCCUACAUACAAUACGGGUGGGAGCCACGGCGGCUGCUCUCGCAGCUCGUGAACAUCUACCUGCACCUCGACUCGCCGCCCUUCCUCGCCGCGCUGGCCGCUGACGAGCGAUCAUUCCGCAAGGAGCUGUUCGAGGAGGCGGCCGUGCGGCUCGGCAAGUACAACAUCAAGACGCGCUCCGAGAUCGAGCGCUUCCUCGCGCUCGCUGACAACGCCUACCAGAUCGUAGUGUCGAAUCAACAAAAGAGUGACGAGUUCGCAGACGCCCCAGAAGAGUUCAGAGAUCCACUCAUGGAUACCCUCAUGACUGACCCCGUGCUUUUGCCUUCCGGAAAGGUAAUGGACCGCUCGGUGAUCCUGCGGCACCUGCUCAACAGCUCCACCGACCCCUUCAACCGGCAACCCCUCACCGAGGACCAGCUGCGUCCAGCGGCCGACCUAAAAGAGAGAAUCAUCCAAUGGCAGCGCGAAAAGAAAGGUUCGACAUCGCAAGGUCCUUAAGCCAACAAACCAAGUCUGAUGUAUAUAUCUACCGUAUCGCAUAUAUAAAGACUAUUGACUGGAUAUUUCCAGAAGGACUAUUGUCCGUAGCAUGAAUGUGAGAUUAUUCUAAGUAUGGUGUAUCCUGUGUCAUGCUGUUCCGACUAAACCCCCAUCGUUUAGUUAGUCGACAAGCUUGUCAAACAUCUGAUCGCAGUUAGGUAAACUGUUGGCGUGUAGCUUUGUAUCUUGACAUCACAUAUAUCAAAGGCCUAAAUUCUCAGAUAUUACCUAUUUGCUCAUAUUUGUGGAAUCUUGACUUGAGUAUCCUUCUAGUAGGUGCUCGUUUAUUCUAACCCCAAUAUGUCGAGUAAGGCCUCGUCGAGUAGCAAUAUGGUAAUAAUGGUAGGCGUCAUGUUCUGUAAGUUAGAAACCUUCACGCAAGUCGCGACUAAUAACCACAAUUAGCUCGAUUGAAAACUCUUCAUUGGUGUAACUAAUGACUUACUUUCAUUGUGCAUUGUGCAAUAAGGCAGUGUCGCCAAAAUUGUUAACGAAAGUUUAAUAUAAACUCUACGACGCCACCUGGAGGGUUUUUAUGACUUGAGUUUGUAAUUUGAAUAGCGCCCGUGUUACACACAACGUUUUUCAUCACACUUGCGAGGAAAUGAUAAAUAUUGGUCCGCCUUUUUUCUAUGUGAAAUAUAGAGCCAUUCGGCACAGAUAAAUUGACAAACAAUUGUAUUUUCACUGUAAAGCUUAUUUUACAAAAACAUAUUCGGCAUCCGUGGUUCGCAUGACAGGGUGAACAUCUCAACACAAAUCUCUUGGGAGUCAUUUAAUGUAUUACUCCCUGCGCGCCUGAGAGAAAAUGCUCCUUUUACAGGCAAGUGUGAUGAAAUAUGUAUUUAUGUAAUACUAUAUGGAAUGUUCAAGACUUAUUUUGUGCAAAAUUUUAUUACUAUUUGCAUAUAGUGAUAUUAUGUUUAGUCUUUGUUAGCAUGAAUUUAUAUCUCAAAUAUGACAAUGGUGUAAUUUUGUUCCUUUACCCCUUAAUUAUCAUUAUCAGCUUUCGAAAUGGUUUUCAUUUAAGAAUGUUACAAUUACGUAGAUAUUUAGUUGAUCUGCAUAAUAAUAGGCAAUAUUUAUAAUAGUUCAAAUUAGCAAAAGUCCUGCUCACUGCCACUAAAUUAUUUUACCAUAUAAUUCUGGUCAAACAUACCUAAAUGAAACCCAUUUUCUGAACAUAAUGGUCUCAUCUGUAUUAUAAUUUGAUUUGUAUUUAUCUUUAUAUUAUUAUAAAGAUUCUAUGAUAAAGGUCUCUUUAUGUUGAUAUAUCAAUAAAAAAUAAUAAAUGUA